UCAGUUAACGCACCGACUGUAUUUAUCUUCAGAACUGAACGUGCAAUGGAGGAGUUCUGGGCAUACGAAUUUCUUUCAUUGAAGAAUGUUCGUCCAGCCGUAGUACAGAGUAUGCAAGAUGAUAAGAUUGAUUGUGAAGCGGUGGUGGUCAUGACCGAUGACCACCUGAAAAGGUACUUGCCGGCAUACGGGGACCGAGUAGCUUUGAUGGCCUUUGCCCGGGUGACCUCUAGGAACCAGAACCUAAACCUUGCGACAUCUGCCAUGCCGCCCAGAAGAGAGGGAGCAGGGCCACUUCGUGGCAGACACAUACUGGGUAAUAAACGAGCCGCACGAGUCUCCCGAAGAGUUGAGCUGGGGUGGUUCAACAAAGAUAGGAUCACCCAGCUAUACAAGCAAGUGCGUCUAGUCAAUGGUGGAGGGGCACGGCACCUGUCUGUUCCAAAGAGUUAUACCCUCCAAGAGUGUAAAGCGACGGCCUUGUUGUUUUUUCCUGAUGAUAGGAGAACGUUCGGGAGGCCAACAGAGUUCAGCAUGUCCAUACGUGACUUUAAGGGGGACAUGCUUGAACAACACCUGACUGUAGAGGAUGUGUAUCAGCAUCAGCACACCAAAACUCUCCGUCUUUCUCUGUACACGAGCCACAAGGCCUUCACUCCUGAGUCUACCACUUCUGCUGCUCCCUUAACCCCAAGCCACGCCUCGGCAACUUCAUCAAGUUCUGCCACUUCUGCUGAUCCCUUAGCUCAAAGCCACGCUUCGGCAACUUUGUCAAGUACUACCACAACUGCUGAAGAGAACAAUGUAACGGCCGGAAGCUUAAUCGCUACAGCCUCAUCAAUUAGCAAUGUACCAGCCACAAGCCAUGCCUCUGGAACUUUGUCAAGCUCUAUUACCACAUCUGCUGAGGAGAGGAAUGUUGCUUUCGAAUACCGUACCGUUACACAUGCCGAAAACAUUACCGCUAUAGCCUCGUCAAGCACUACCACAACUGCUGAAGAGAACAAUGUAACGGCCGGAAGCUUAAUCGCUACAGCCUCAUCAAUUAGAAAGAGAAGACCAGCUGAUGCAGCGGUGAAUCAUGCAGAGGAAUCAAGGCCCCAGUCAAUGAUAGAUAUCGUGGACAGUGAGGAUGAAGAGAUUGCACGAGCCAUAGACGCUAGCCUGCGUGACAUGCAGGAACCGAUCAGGUUAGUAUUUCAAGAGCUUUGCUCAUCGUCGUAUUUUGAAGGCGGCGAGGAAUACAAGAUCUUCGCACACAACUUCGAGGGCUUGGAGCGAGAGGAGUACGGGCUUGUAGAAAACCUUGAAGACCUUGAUCAGUUCCAAGUUGACCAUGGGGAUUGGGUGGCCGACCAGGGCUCUGCUUGUUCGAAGAUGAAGCUGCAAGACACAGCCGACGUUGCCAGAGGGCUAUGUUGCAUAUUGUAA
This is a messenger RNA of Dreissena polymorpha, 1431 nucleotides long. RefSeq lists its product as uncharacterized. The record is from RefSeq and is a predicted model, not a curated record. Bases 46 to 1431 code for a protein of 461 amino acids. Lineage: Eukaryota; Metazoa; Mollusca; Bivalvia; Myida; Dreissenidae. The transcript has 14 exons.